Messenger RNA from Poecilia reticulata (guppy), 3142 nucleotides. NCBI's taxonomy places the organism in Eukaryota, Metazoa, Chordata, Actinopteri, Cyprinodontiformes, Poeciliidae. The record is from RefSeq and is a predicted model, not a curated record.
UGGAGUUAUAUUGUGUUGUUUAAGUGUUCCCUUUAUUUUUUUUGAGCAGUAUAGAUGGCUUACCUUUAUUUAAAAGUUCUAAACUACAGUUUUGGCCCAUACUUUGAUGUCUGACAUGUGACUACACAAAGUCCCCAUUUGUUGUUGGUAUGUUUUGUGGUCUAAGCAAGCCAGUGGGCGUUUUUGAGUACCUGGAUCAGUUUGUCAAAGAUCUUCAGAAUGUAUUGUCUAAUGGCAUUAUGUAUAAUGCUAAGCAAUUUAAUGUAGAGAUUUAUGCCUUUAUUUGUGAUGUGCCGGCAAGAGCUUAUAUUAAGCAAGUCAAAGGAUUCAAUGUCUUUUCAGGUUGUGACAAAUGCUUUCAGGAGGGUGUAUGGAUGAAUAAAAUGACAUUUCCUGAAACAAAGCAUAAACUUAGGACAGACUCCAGUUUCUCUGACAUGGUUGAGGGACAUCACAUUGGGAAGAGCCCUUUAUCUGGUUUAGUUAAAAUGGUUUCUAUGUUUCCACCAGAUUACAUGCAUCUCUGUUGUCUUGGAGUUACAAGGAAAAUGCUUCAUAUAUGGUUAAAGGGGAAACAUUUGGCAACAAAGGUUCCUUCCCAAACUGUAGCAACCAUUUCCGAUAAACUCCUAAAGCUGCGUUUCUACACGCCUUCUGAGUUUAACCGUAAACCAAGGGGACCGUCAGAGAUGGAUCGGUGGAAAGCUACCGAGUUCCAAUCCUUCAUGUUAUUUUGGGGUCCUGUUUAGAAGGAUUCACUCCCCAGUGAGCUGUAUGACAACUUCAUGUUUUCUGUUGGAAUGUGCAUGUUGCUGUCCCCUAGUAUAUCUGAGGAAAUGUUAGCCUUUGCACAAAAGUUGAUGGUUGCUUUUGUUGAACACUUUGGGGCAUUACACGGAAAAGAUGAAAUUGUGUACAACAUACACCAGCUUACUCAUUUGGCUGAGGAAUACAGGAGGUUCAGCAAUCUAGAUAAUCUAUCAGGAUUUCCUUCUGAGAAUUGUCUUAGUCAAAUUAAGCAUCUUCUACGCAAGCCACAUCAGACACUACAACUGGUAGUUAAAAGGUUGUCUGAAACCUCACAUGUUGGAUCCACAUGUUCUAGAGAUUAUCCAAAGUUGCUUAACAUCCACAUUGAUGGUCCAGUCCCCACACAGUUUAUUUCUUCACAACAGUACAGGAAGGUCUCCACUCAUCGGUUUACUUUGUCCACAAAGAAAGGAGACAAUUGUGUUGAAGUUAGAGAUGGAUUUGCAUUAGUAGAGAAUAUUGUUAAAUCAGAAGAGAAUGCAUAUAUAAUUUCCAGAAUGUACAGACACAAACAGCCAUAUUACAUGUAUCCCUGUGAAUCAUCAUUCAUUGCCACAUACAAAGUCAGUGGCUUGAAAGAAAAUAUAGGGGUAGGUAGACUGGCCUCCAUCAAGCACAAAUGCCUUCGCUGUCCAGACGGGGAUGGUGCCAUUGUAAUACCACUACUUCAUUUAGCAUAGUCAUGCUGCCCUAUCAAAGUGCAAGCCAAAGACAAAGUGCAGUAUCUGUAACUGAGAUGUAUAUCAUGGCAUAAAUUACCUCACAAAUAACAUCAAAUUAUUACCUGUGCAAAUAACAUGUUUGGCUGGCCAAAAACUACAAUGUCUGUAGUGCGCUUUGGCUUUGAAGAAUGAAAUGGGGAUGACCUGUAAGAAUAUAUCAUUAUGAGUAGUUCUCAUUUCAUCCCUAGCCCUUCGAAGAUGAAUAGAGAGGUGGUACUGUGGUCGGUUGUACAGUUCCCACACGGUGAAACAGCAGUAGUUCUAGAGAGCUGGUUUAAAGCUGAGGAACAGACACUGUCAUGGCCCCCAAAACACAUAACACUCAAAAAAGCCCUUCGAGAUGGAAUGCAACCAGAUGACAAAUGGAUCACCUAUAAGGAUGUACGAGUCCUUACUACGUGUGAGACCCUUGAUGAGGCGAAAAAACGAGAGACAAAGUACAACACAACUAUGUGUCCAACCUCUGAAAUGAAAUCUCAUGAUGAAGGAGCUCUCCGCCAAAAAAGAAUAUCCAGGCCAAAUCAGCAAUUUAUGCAUUCUGAUCCUGAAGACCACCAGAGUAGCAGUGCAAAAAGAAAGCGUUUUGCCAAACCACCUGGUGUUGGAUGUCCAGGCCCAACCUCAAACUUGAGCCAGUCUUAUACGGUCCUAAAAUCUGCCCAACCUCCAACUCUGCAGAGACUAGGUCUAGAGCGUGCAGUAAAUGGCCUACCCUUUUCAGAAUCAUCUGAUGGCAUGUUCUACAGCAAUGUAGAAGAGUUGCAGACUCCUGAUGAAAGCAACACUGAGAUGCCAGGUUUUGCUACAGCCUGUGCCCAAUACCACCAGUUGCAGAAUCCACAGCGACAAAGUACAAGUAGUGGGUUGUCUGGAUGCAGCUCAAGGCGGUAUAACCAUCUUCCUGGUCUCUCACAAUGUGCACAAAAUAGGCCACCAUUGGAUUUCUCACCAACAAACUCCCACCAGAAUGAUGUAUUGGAUUCAGCGCCUAAUCAAGGUUGCAAAGACGCAACCACACAAAGGGCCAGCGAUAAUGGGCAGCUUUUGAAAGACCUUGCUAUCCAUAAUAUGACAUCGAUGCUUGCUGAAGUGCUAGUUAUGGUCAAGGAUCUGUCCAGAGAUGUCCAAUUCAUCAAGAACAAUUUGGCUCAGAGUAACAUUACACCAGGUGGUACCAGAGGACCAGCAAACCUUGUGCUCCCCUUCCAGCUGCCAAUUGCCAGUGAAGAAGAUUUCAGUAAAGCAGAGUCAUUACUGAUUGAAGAGACAGUGCGUCAAAAGAUGAUUGCUCGGCUGGCUCUAGUAGGAGGCACAGAUUCAGCCAACAUGAUAAGAAGAAUGUUGACGACUUGUAUGACAAAUGCCCUGGCAAGUCAUUUCAACUGGGCUGGGAAAAACCAUAGGUGUUCCCAGAGUAAAAAGCCAUUCAAGGACACAAUCCUGCAAGAGUGCCUAUUAGCUGCUGCUCGCCAGUUUGAACCAAGGCUAACUGACCAAAAUUAUAGCGAAACUGUAAAGAAAUGGUUUCGCUAUGCGCCAGACCGGGAGGGAGGCAUUGAAAGGCAACCAAAGGGACGGCAAGAAGACUGAAAUGAAAUAAAAUGUCUAAG